AUGAAGAUAAAUCCAAAUACAGUACAGCCAAUAGAAGGUAAACCAUACGGAAACGGCACCAUCUUCGGAAAGGAGAGAGGUCACAACACCACCAAAAUUAUUUCUAGAUCCGAGCACAAGAGAAUCAUUAAACAGAACCCAUCCGAGUUUGCCAAAAUAGCCAUGGAAAAGUCAGCACUAGCUAGAAACAUAGCAAAGGAGAUCUGCGGACUGGCCCCAUACGAAAAGAAGGCCAUAGACUUUGGAAGAAGAGGAGAAGAAAAGAAGAUGAGAAAAUUCUUAAAGAAGAGACUGGGAAGCUUAAAGAGUGCCAAGAUCAGACAAGAGAGAUUAUUAUCUGAAAUGAGACAUAUGAAUUAAUAAAGAG
Molecule: messenger RNA, 367 nt
Organism: Nematocida parisii ERTm1
Lineage: Eukaryota; Fungi; Microsporidia
Product: 50S ribosomal protein L36e
Exons: 1
Coding region: 1-360 (119 amino acids)
Biological process (GO): cytoplasmic translation
Cellular component (GO): cytosolic large ribosomal subunit; ribosome
Molecular function (GO): structural constituent of ribosome
Source: RefSeq, a predicted model, not a curated record